AUGUCACAAAUCGAACAAAUGGCCGAACAAUGGCAAAAACGUGUCAAGAAGGGAAUAGAUGGAAAUCAACAUAAACGCCCUUAUGGAAGAACGAAAAAGAUUCGAACCAUUGGUUGGAAUGCCGAUGGAAGGAAAAUUGCAUCGGGAUCAACGGACGCGUAUGUCAGAGUAUACAAUCUUGCAACUGACUCGAAUGGAGAAAGUCCUCUAGAAUUACGAGGUCAUACUGGUGAUAUCGAUCAAAUAACAUGGCAUCCUUCUCAGCCUGAGCUCAUUGCGUCAACGGGAAAUGACAAGACUGUUAGAUUAUGGGAUACCAGAAAAUCAGGCACAGCUCAAGUAAUUGAAACAAAAGCUGGCAAUAUCAACAUGGCGUGGCAUCCAGAUGGCGUUAUUCUAGGUGUUGGUGAUCAGAACGAUACAAUCAACUUCAUUGACAUACGAGGAGGCAGCGGCUCGGAAGGUGCAAAAAUCGUUAGAAAACUAGAACGGGAUGGAGAGACAAAUGAAUUCUCAUGGAAUUAUGCUGGAAACUUGUUAUAUAUUGCGAAGGGAGCUGAUUUGCGAGGAAGUGUCGAGAUACUACCAUACCCAUUAUUGAAUACAGCAGAAACAGUAGAAGCACACACAGCCAGUUGUUAUUGUAUUGAUUUUGAUCCACGAGGAAGAUAUUGGGCUACUGGUAGUGCUGAUUCAGUUAUUGGAUUAUGGGACCUUGAAGAGUCGAUUUGUGUGAGGACUUUUGCAAAGGGAGAAUUUGAAGGACCAGGAAGAACCUCGCUGACCAAUCCAAUCGUAUAUAGUGAGCCGAUACAGUCACUCGGAUUUUCUCAUGAUGGUGAAUUACUGGCUGUUGGAAGUCCUGACAAGCCUGUUUAUAUUAUACAUGCAGACAGUGGUCAAUAUGUGGGCAGUAUUGAUACAUUUGGAGGAACCACAAAUACUGUUGCAUGGCAUCCAACCAAACAUACACUAGCAUAUGCUGCAGUCAAAACUGAAGGGAAUAUACACUUGCUAAGUAUACCCUCCUCUACAUAA
Synchytrium microbalum is the source of this 1038-nucleotide messenger RNA. RefSeq lists its product as uncharacterized. The record is from RefSeq and is a predicted model, not a curated record. Gene Ontology annotation, cellular component: THO complex part of transcription export complex. Bases 1 to 1038 code for a protein of 345 amino acids. Lineage: Eukaryota; Fungi; Chytridiomycota; Chytridiomycetes; Synchytriales; Synchytriaceae. Gene Ontology annotation, biological process: mRNA export from nucleus. Gene Ontology annotation, molecular function: protein binding. The transcript has 9 exons.